Messenger RNA from Tachysurus vachellii, 3218 nucleotides. It is a transcript of the gene lmbr1l, whose product is annotated as limb development membrane protein 1-like. Gene Ontology annotation, biological process: receptor-mediated endocytosis; signal transduction. Lineage: Eukaryota; Metazoa; Chordata; Actinopteri; Siluriformes; Bagridae. The transcript has 17 exons. The record is from RefSeq and is a predicted model, not a curated record. Bases 173 to 1684 code for a protein of 503 amino acids. Gene Ontology annotation, molecular function: transmembrane signaling receptor activity.
AAUGCACUCGUGUUUUUUUUUUUAUAGCUUGUACACAACAGUGUCUUUAAAGCUGUAGAAAUGUAGUUUAGGAUCACCUUCGCUUGUAACUUCUCCGGUUUAAUGAGAGUUAACGCGGGUUAAAGACAGUCUGCAUUAAAACAAACACAACUUCUUUCUGGUUGAAGCUUAAAUGCCUUUAUGUUCAUUUCAGCUCCUCGGGAUGGAAACAAACGACGACGUGUCGCUUAGAGAGCAGCUUUUCCACGACAGGGUCCGAGAGAUCAUAAUUUGUGUGCAGCUAUUUGUCUGCCUAUAUAUCUUGUCCUACCUCAUUCUGACACACUACAAGAAGAAUGCCGAGUUUGUUACUGAUGACGUUGAGGAUGCCACUGUGAAUAAAAUUGCGCUGUGGUUGUGUACGUUCACUCUCUCUGUAGCCAUGGGUGCAGUUCUCCUCCUGCCCAUCUCCAUCCUGUCCAAUGAGGUCCUGCUCUCUUUUCCACACAACUACUACAUGCAGUGGCUAAAUGGGUCGCUUAUCCACGGUCUCUGGAACUUGGUCUUUCUCUUUUCCAACCUCUCCUUGGUCUUCCUCAUGCCCUUCGCUUACUUCUUUACAGAGUCAGAAGGCUUUGUUGGCUCCAGAAAGGGUGUGAUGGCCCGGGUGUACGAGACCACUGUGAUGUUGCUUCUGCUCAGUCUGCUGGUGCUCGGCAUUGUGUGGGUGGCAUCAGCGCUACUUCAUGAUAACAUUGCCAGGGAAAGUCUCUACGACCUGUGGGAGUACUACCUGCCCUACCUCUAUUCUUGUAUCUCACUGUUUGGAGUGCUGCUGCUAUUAUUAUGCACUCCCUUUGGAAUGUCACGGAUGUUUAGCGUCACUGGAAGUUUAUUGGUUAAACCACGGCUGCUGGAGGAUGUGGAAGAGACGAUGAACUGUACUGUGUUUGAAGAGGCUUCUCUCUCACGGAAACUUAAACGAAGCAGCACCUCCUGCUGGCUGAGCCUGAAUAUGGAGACAAUGAAGAAGCAGAUUGUGAGCAUAAAGGCCAAGCGCAUGGCUCUAGAGACACGAAGAAAGGCAUCUGCAUGGCAGCGUAAUCUGGGCUACCCACUGGUCAUGCUCCUACUCUUAGCAUUAACUGUGGUGUGUGUGUUGAUGGUGUGUUUCCAUGUGUUGGAACUGCUUUUUGAUGAGUCUGCCUUGCCCAGAGGGAUAGGGGACCCGCAUUUGGGCUUAGCUUCCUUCUCCAUGUUUGGCUCUUUGGGGGCCACAGUACAAGUUGUUCUUUUCCUCUAUCUGAUGGUGUCCUCAGUGGUUGGUUUCUACAGCUCUCCUCUUUUCAGCAGCCUUCGGCCUCAAGCUCAAGACACCAACCUUACACAGAUUAUAGUGAACUGUGUGUGUCUCAUGGUUCUCAGUUCAGCUCUUCCUGUAUUCUCUCGUACUCUGGGAAUCACAAGGUUUGAUCUGUUUGGGGACUUUGGAAGGUACAACUGGCUGGGAAACUUCCACAUAGUCUUCCUGUAUAACGUGCUCUUUGCUGGUCUCACCUCCGCCUGUUUAAUCAACACAGUCACAUGGGCCGUGCAGAGGGAACUCAUUCGUGCCUUUGGUCUCCAUCGCCUGCCUUUCACUGUCUCCCGAUCUGCAGUCCAUUUCAGGCUCCUGAUGGCAAGCGGACUCUCAAAAAUCCAGUGAUUUUUUUUUUUUUUCCCAGGCAGUUUUCCUGGUAGAUCAGCUCAGGAAGCAUUUUUAAAUCCAGUGGAAAAUUUCAGACCUGACUUGUUCAGUCGCAGCCUAUGGGUAAACGGAUCCCCAGAAGGCUGGUGGAGGAUUGAGGUUUUUUGCAGUCCGGAGAACGUUAAAGCAGUGACGUUCUCAUUACAGCUUUAAACUACAGGGCUUUGAGCAUUUAAGCUUUUAUUGCAGGUAUUGUUUGUGGUUUCACAAACAUGCAAAGUUCUUAAAGUGCUCCCUUUAAGGCUGACUUCAUGUUCUCUAAAGGUCCUGUGUUUACAUUUUUUGAUCAAACACUGCACUGGCUGUCAGAGGUGCGACUGUGAUUGAUGCAUAGCCGUCCACUGAAGCUAUUUCAGAGAACGACCUCUUAAACUCGACUGUCCCUUUCCUGUUGAGCUCGGUACAGCAGAGCUCAGCCAAGACCCCUUCCUCCCAUCCACCACUAUUUUUAGAGUGCAUCCAUCCCAUUGCUGUUCCUCAUGGGUCUUAAAGACACUUUUGGAGGAAGGUUGUCGCAGGAAGCCCAGUCUGCUGAGAGAGGGAGGAUACAGGAUGCUCCUUACAUUUAGAUGAAACAAUCUUGUUGAGUGAAUAGAGAGUAAGCUUCUCUUUUGUAAAGUUUUUUCCUCAAUGUUAAAAAAGCUUGGACUUCUGCACAAGAGACAUGUUUAUCUUUUAUAGUUAAGUUUUACAAGCACCUUAUUUCAAACUUGCUGCCUUUGAUAAAUCCAGGUUUUAAAAUAUGUCUUGGACCAUUGUAACUGUGAAUAUUUUUUAUUAUGUGUUAAUUAACCAUGUGCAAUAAUAUACUGGAAGUGUGUGUUGGAUAUAAGAUUAUGUUCCAUCUAUGUGGAAGAUUACGUUCCGGUCCUAAAUCCAUGACAUGCAGUGUCUAGUCAGUGAAAUGCAAACCGAUUUUAAUCACAGAUAUACAGGGAGAUUAGCUUGCCUAGCUAACAGUGAUACUGCUUUUCUUCUCUUGAGCUAUUGUAUCAUUAUUAUUAUUAUUUUUUAUUAAAAAAAACAAAACCUUUUUUUACAAACUAUUUAUACCAUCACUUUUACUUCAUUUGCUGUAUCAGCAUGUUUUAAACAAAUGUUUUGCAAGAGAUGGCCAGAAGGGGACAUUAUAUUCCAGUCACACUACAAGCUUGUGAUUUAAUAUGGUAUGCCUUUUUUGCUCUCAUACACUAUCAGUAAGGAGCUCACUUUUUUCCACAAUAUGCGUUUGUAUUGCAUGUGGUCGAUUGCAGCUGGUAGAAAGAUUGAAAGACUUUUUGAGCUGUCUUAAUUAGAAAUUAUGAGGUAUAGAAAUCCAAUUCAAACCUGUGUAGGUAUCUUAAAUUGUUAAGAAGGUAUUUAUAAAAAAAACUAUUCACUGACAAGGGUAGAAAAAUAGUAAUAAUUUGAACACAACUACACAUUGUUUACAUUGUCUGUCUGUAAAUGAACUUUUGAAUCACACAAAAGAACAAUAAAUGUAUUUUCUAAA